AUGAGUACAAAAAAGCUGUUGGCUCAUAGAGUCGAGUCAGUCUGCUGGCACUGCUGCCCAUUCUCGAGGCAACGACAACAGAAGACAUACUCUAGUCCAGCUUGUUGUAGGCGGGUUGACUGUCAGUUCAUCACGCGAUGCCUUGACCCUUGCCUUAAGUCACGGUCCGAGUUCUGUUGGUUGCUCCGGUUGCUACCGUGUUGUUGCUCGCACUCGGCUGGGCAGAGGAGACGGAGCCGAGUUACCUUUUAUCAACUCUCCUCUCUCACACGCAUUUGCGACACAGAACCAGACGGUUCCAGCCCGCUAGUAGAGAUUGGCCGAUGCAUCUCGAGCCGAAACACACGCAAACACACAGAGACGAUCUUCAAUCAGGCCAGGCCUGGUGAAGCAGGCGUGACGACAGUCUGCGGUGCCUACAGACAGACAGACAGACAAACAGCAAUGACUGUCAAUUGGUCACCAUGCCGACAGACAUUUGGUUCAUUUUUCCAUGUGUAUGCAUACAUAUUCAGCCUCGGGGGUGUGGACAGGCCCAAAGACCCACACACACGUACACACAGUCAAAGACACAGGCACACCGACGUCCACGUGCUUACCGGCAUGCCGGGCAGUCAGGGCUUUGCAUGUAUGAUCUCUUCUGCUUCCCUUGAGACGGCAACAGACCCUCGUCUUUGGAACUCGUCGCGACCGUAUCAGGUUGUAUCAUCCGGCCUUCUGGUAGAGCACUCUCUUGAGGAAUUAUCACUGACUGACUCGUCGUGUCUGUUGUGGCCUCGGGGGUACAGGAUAUGCCGUCAUGACUGCCACUGCCGCCACCUCCGAGCAGCCCCAAAUGAGGUCUCGCGCAGACCCUGUCGGCCUAUUGGCUCAUUUCAUCUUCCCACCCACCCAGCCGCCCAGCUCCACCUCCUGGCCUCGUCAGACUGCCCGGAUGCUGAAUGUCCUCCGGGCCGGCCUGGAGGGCUCCACAUGGUCUGCGACCUGAAGAAGACCAGUUACGUGAUGGCCAGACUGGGAAAACAGCCGGCCUCACUGUCGCCGGCCAAUUUGCUCUCGACAGAUCCCAUUGCCUCCGGUCCGCUCCGGCAGCUGGCGGCCACCAGCGCCAUCGGCCGAGGCCGAGGCCUCGAACUCGACCUCUGCCCCGACUCUGAACCCGAAACCCACCUCGGCCCCAACUCCGACUCCGACUGCGACUCGGACUGCGACUCCGACCCCGAACAGAGCCAUCCCAGCGAAGUCUUCUUCACCCCUCCCAUCGGCAGAAGCCAAACAAUGGAGCUGCCGGGCUCCCGGAGCCCAGCCAAAGUGGCCUCCAGCAGCAGCAGCGGAAUAGGCCCCACUCUUGGGUCUGUGCAGCCGAUCAACGGAGAGCGCAUGUCGCGUACCAACCUGUACAUAAAGGGUCUGCCAGACAACUUCUCUGAUGACCGGCUGUGGGGCCUUGUGCCUGACCCCGCUCAGGUCAGGUCAGUGAAGGCGGCCACGGAGGAGGACGAAAAGUGCCGAGGUAAUAGUGACAAGAGGACACAGUCUAGUUCAUGCUGCUAUUUUGUCGUAAAGCUCGAGUCCUAA
This is a messenger RNA of Protopolystoma xenopodis, 1578 nucleotides long. Lineage: Eukaryota; Metazoa; Platyhelminthes; Monogenea; Polystomatidea; Polystomatidae. The record is from the annotation of a GenBank genome assembly.